UGGAGAAAAACAGGAAGCUCGAGGGGACACCCUUUUUUCACAGCAUAUUCUAGACGCUGACUUGCCUCAGGGGUUUAGAGAACUUAACAUCUGGUACGACGGGUCGACUGACCCCUCUCGACAUCUGAGGAGUUUAGAAAACAUGGCGGUAUUGCACCGCUACAAUGAUCUCGUUCAAUGUCGAGCAUUCCUGACGACUCUGCGAGGACCUGCGCAAGACUGGUUUCAUCAAUUGCCCCCGAGAGCCGUCAGGGACUUUGACGGAUUUAGUUCAAGUUUCCUGAAUCAAUUCGCAAGUGUAAAGGCCCAAGAAAAGUCUUACCUUACCCUGAUAGGCAUGCAACAGAAAGAAGGAGAAUCAUUGAGGGAUUACGUGGCAAGAUACACUCAAGCAUGUGUCGACGUCCCCUCAGCCACUGAGGAAAUCAAGUCGGGGGGACUCACUAGAGGACUCCUCCCGGGAUUGUGCAGAAAUUCCUUGGCAAAGCGACCCGGGAGGACGUUCGAUGAGGUCCUAGGAAGGUGCGCCAAAUACAUGAAUGUCGAGGAGGCCGAAGCCGACUUUUUGCAAGCGGCCAAAGCAAAGACUGAAUCCCGGGACGAGAAGAAGGAUAAGAAACCAAUCACGUCGGGAGAAAGGAAAGGAUCCCCGAAGUCAGAAAGGGAGGGGCAAUCAAGGGGAUGGAGGAAAACUCAGCAUACCCCCCUGUCAGCCUCGAAUGCAAGGAUAUUGGAGGUAAUGGAGAAAGAAAUUCGCGAAAGUGUUGUCAGGUGGCCACGGACGAGGAAGGAUGGACCGACAAAGCACAAAAGUGAUCUGUAUUGUCGAUUUCACAAGGAUUAUGGGCAUAAUACCGACGAAUGUCGGCACCUGAAGAAUGAGAUCGAAAGACUAAUCAAAACAGGCCAUCUAAAGGAGUUCAUUUAUAAGGAUCGAGAUCGAACCA
This is a messenger RNA of Striga hermonthica, 947 nucleotides long. Lineage: Eukaryota; Viridiplantae; Streptophyta; Magnoliopsida; Lamiales; Orobanchaceae. The record is from the annotation of a GenBank genome assembly.